CCUUAGUUGAACUUGUGCUGUCCUGCGAACUGGAUCGAUUUCAUUCAAUCGCGUUUCUGAGCAGUAAUUGAUUAUAUUAAUGAAGUCAUAAUGGCGAGUGUUGAUAAAUUGAUUUUGUUUUUGCAACUAACAAUAUCGGUUGUCGUCACGAAUGUGGUGCUCUGUCAGGAAGUCUGCCGCACGCCAAACGCCCGUUCCGGCCACUGUGUCCCACGAGUUCAAUGUCCCAGCUUUGAACGGUACUUCGACCCGGACCGCAUUCUGGACCGCGAGGAACUCCGCUUCAUCCAGCUGUCCCAGUGUGGUGCAAACCCUCCGAAAAUCUGCUGUCCCGACCGGAUUCCAACCUCAACCGUUGCUUCCCCGUACGAACAAGUUUUGCUCACGUCAACUCCGAAACCAAUCAGGUUGGUUCAGCAGCCACCGUUGCCGGAUCCGACCAACUACGAAUGCGGCGUGGAUAUUCUGGCCGACCGGAUCUACGGUGGCGUAGACACCGAGCUGGACGAGUUCCCGUGGUUCGCUCUGCUGCAGUACGAGUCCCGUCGGGGAGUGGCCGAGUUCCACUGCGGAGGUUCAUUGAUCAGCUUGCGGUAUGUCCUAACGGCGGCACACUGUCUGGACAAUGACAAACUGGAUGACGGAAUGCGAUUCGUUAGCGUACGCCUUGGCGAACACAACACUGCGACUGACGUCGACUGCACCGACGAAGAGGAUGCCAAGAAUCGGUGGUGCGCCGAUCCUCCGCAGAACAUUGCCGCCGAAGAGAUCAUCCUGCAUCCGGAGUACCGGCGAGAGGAUCGCUCUCAGCACCACGAUAUCGCGCUCAUCAGGUUGGAAAGACCUGCUCGGGAGACCAACUUCGUGACACCGGUUUGCCUUCCGAGGACCGGAUUUCUGCCCUCGGAACCCGGGCGAAACAUGACCAUUGUUGGGUUUGGUCACACCGGUCGCCGGUCGCACAGUGGAGUCAAACAGAAGGCCCGCGUUCCCGUGUGGGACGGGCGCCGGUGCCAGGACAAGUGGACUUCGAUCACGUUGCACGAGGGACAGCUGUGUGCCGGAGGGGACUACAACAUCGAUUCCUGUACCGGCGACUCCGGUGGCCCUAUGAUGGUGCAGCGACUCUACUGGACGCUCGAAGGGGUCGUUUCGUUCGGAAAUCGCUGCGGACUGGAGGACUGGCCAGGGGUGUACACGAGGGUCAGCAGCUACAUGGACUGGAUCAGGGCAACGAUCAGGAGUUAUCAACCGCCCGUUUGGGACGUGACCACGCUGUGUAACAUUCCAAACGAGCCCGGCCAGCAGGGGACCUGUUCCGAUCCGGAUGACUGCCCGGCGUACGCCGCGAUCAACGAUCCGGCCAGCCUGAGCUCGGUAGGCCGUUUAAGCUUCCUGAAGGCGAUCCAGUGCAAUGUUUCUGCGCCGACGUCCGCUCCCGGUAGCGUAGUAGGCGGUGGCGGCGGCGGCAUUUGCUGUCCACGUUCGGGACGCUACAAGUCACCAGCGCUGAACGAGAAUCUUCCACGGCGGACGCGCACCAAGUCGACGAUGGUCCACUCGAGGUUCGGCGAUGACGAGAUGUGCGGCUUCCAGUCGUACGUGGCCAAGAUCCGGGGCGGAGACAUUGCCAACAUCGACGAGUUUCCGUGGAUGGCGAUGCUACUGUACGAGAUGAAGGGCUCCAACUCGGUGGUGCACGGCUGCGGCGGGGUGCUGAUCAGCAGGGACUUUGUGAUAACGGCGGCGCACUGCGUCACGGGACGCGAGUACGACAGUAAGGGACCACUCAAGUACGUCCGCCUGCGGGAGUACAACGUGUACGACGAUCCAGACUGCGUCAUCGAGCAGGACCUGCGCGACUGUUCGGAGGAGAAGGUGGACGCCGCACCGCUGCGCAUCCAGGUCCACCCCGACUACGACUCCAACAGCCGCAACAAGUACCACGACAUCGCACUCAUCCAGAUCGAGCGCAGUCCGGAGUUUUCGGACUUCCUGCGGCCGAUCUGCCUGCCCGAGCCGGAGCUGGAAAACGGGGCCUCCGAGGGGAACAAGCUCAGCGUCAGCGGCUGGGGCCGGACGGACAUUUUUCGCAAACAGCUGGGCAACAACGCGUUGAGUCCGAUCAAGCUGAAGCUGGUCCUCCCGUACGUGGACUCCACAACCUGCAAGAAGAUCUUCCGACCGCAGCAGCUGGACAUCGGACCCGGUCAGCUGUGUGCUGGCGGAGUUCGCGCCAAGGACACCUGCGGUGGCGAUAGCGGCUCUCCGCUGAUGUUUUAUGAUCUGAAGCAGGGCGUUUGGGUGCUGACCGGAAUCGUGUCGCUCGGCGUGAGGGACUGUGGAACCGAGGGGAUUCCCGGGGUGUACACCAACGUGCGUGAAUAUCUGCCCUGGAUUAAACAGAAUGCGCACGUUUGAAGGGUCUGCAUGAUGAUAUGACAAGUUUCUAAGCGAAUAGAUUAAAUAAAUUCAAUAUCGACAAAACCAAAA
Messenger RNA from Culex quinquefasciatus (southern house mosquito), 2493 nucleotides. Its product is annotated as transmembrane protease serine 9. Bases 91 to 2421 code for a protein of 776 amino acids. NCBI's taxonomy places the organism in Eukaryota, Metazoa, Arthropoda, Insecta, Diptera, Culicidae. The record is from RefSeq and is a predicted model, not a curated record. The transcript has 8 exons. Gene Ontology annotation, biological process: proteolysis. Gene Ontology annotation, molecular function: serine-type endopeptidase activity.